Lemur catta (Ring-tailed lemur) is the source of this 1638-nucleotide messenger RNA. RefSeq names its product baculoviral IAP repeat containing 5 (gene BIRC5). The transcript is spliced from 4 exons. The record is from RefSeq and is a predicted model, not a curated record. Lineage: Eukaryota; Metazoa; Chordata; Mammalia; Primates; Lemuridae. The coding region runs from base 111 to 536 and encodes 141 amino acids.
GAAGGCCGCGGGAGCGGCUCGCUCAAGGGGUUGGGCGUUCCCGACGUGCUCCGCGGCGCGCCAUUAACAGCCGGAUUUGAAUCGUGGGACCGCUCGGCGGCGGCGGCGGCAUGGGCGCCCCGACGUUGCCCCCGGCCUGGCAGCUCUUUCUCAAGGACCACCGCAUCUCAACGUUCAAGAACUGGCCCUUCUUGGAGGGCUGCGCCUGCACCCCAGAGCGGAUGGCCGAGGCCGGCUUCAUCCACUGUCCCACUGAGAACGAGCCCGAUUUAGCCCAGUGUUUCUUCUGCUUCAAGGAGCUGGAGGGCUGGGAGCCCGAUGACGACCCUAUAGAGGAACAUAAAAAGCAUUCAUCUGGUUGUGCUUUCCUUUCUGUCAAGAAGCAGUUUGAAGAAUUAACCCUCAGUGAAUUUUUGAAACUGGACAGAGAAAGAGCCAAGAACAAGAUUGCAAAGGAAACCAGCAACAAGAAGAAAGAAUUUGAAGAAACUGCAAAGAAAGUGCGCUGUGCCAUUGAGCAGCUCGCUGCCCUGUAGUGAGGCCUGCGACCUGCUCACCUGGUCCCCGAGGUCCUCGUUUCCAAGGCCUCUUCCCAGUGUCUCCAGCCGUUCCUUGGGACCCCUGAGCAAUGUCUUGGGAAAGAGAACAUCAGAACUUUGAAUUUAGAUAUUCCGACUAUAUUUCUGUUUUCUUGUAAAGUGGCACCAGAGGCUGCUUCCGCCUGUGCAGCUGCUGCUGCCAAUUACAGUAACCGAUUCUCUCUCUUUCUUUGGUGGUUUUGCUUUUUUAAUUCCUGGACCUGGCAGGCAAGACGCGGGUGAGGAAGAAGCCAGGGCUGAUGGCUUUGUUUGUGUGACCUCAGGUCUUUGACUCGCUGUCACUCUCAGCCCCAGUGUGGACUUGGCGGUGCUUGUUGAAUCUGAGCUGCAGGUGCCUCACCUGUCACACGCCUGUGCUGCUUCAGCGGGUUUCCUUCCUUCCUUUCUUUUUCCCACACCACCCCCUACUUGAUUUUUGUGUGAUGAGGGGGGAAUUGAGACACAGCCCCCAGCUCCUCCUAAUGUCUGAACAUGGUUUUCCUAUUUUUGUUUGAAGUAUUAUUUCACAAAACAGUGCAGACUGCAGCUGGGAGCGAGCACAAAGCCGUUCUAAGUCCCUGGGGAAACAAGGGCGAGCGCUAGGUGGAUCUGGAGAUGAAGUGAGGUAGCAGGAAACAUCUAGCAGAUCUCAUUUAUGAGUUGCGGCAGGAUUAGACAGGCCUCGUGAGCCGUAGGGCACAUGCCAGCUGUUCCCUCCCUGAAAAAGGCAGUGGCCUGAAUCCUUUUUAGAUGACUUAGACCGGCAGGGCUGCUGCAGGCCGCGUGACUGUCAGCCUGGACGGGGCUGCGCAGGUUUGGCCGCCUCCAUUGCUGCUCCGUCCGCAUGUCUGUCACAGAGCGGGCCGUGGGAGGCGCGCCCUGCACCUGUCCCCACGGGCCUCUGGAGGCAGCUCCCCCGGGCUGAGGCCUGAUGUUAAGAUAAUUUGGUUUCACCCUCCUUCAAGUAAAGCUGCAGGGUGGGUUGUUACAGCUCCACUGGAAACCUCUGGAGACUGUCUCAGUUGUUUCUGAGAAAUAAAAGCAUGUCAUUUCAAACAGG